Magnolia sinica is the source of this 732-nucleotide messenger RNA. Its product is annotated as high mobility group B protein 14. NCBI's taxonomy places the organism in Eukaryota, Viridiplantae, Streptophyta, Magnoliopsida, Magnoliales, Magnoliaceae. The coding region runs from base 144 to 515 and encodes 123 amino acids. The transcript has 5 exons. The record is from RefSeq and is a predicted model, not a curated record.
UAAACAAUGGUCCGGAUUGCUGAACGAAGGGCUCCUAUUGGCACAGACUGAAAACCCGAGUACACCGUCCACAUAUAUAGAACAUCCUACUCCAGGUUGCGGGAAAGCAGAGCCGGAGAGAGACAGAGAAGAGAGUGUGAAAGAUGAAGGGGAAGCAAAGCAGCGGUAAUAAGAACAAACAGAUAGCGAAGGUGCAGUCCAAGCCAAAGAAAAAAGCUGUAAAGAAGAAGAUAGACGAACGCAACAAACCUAAGAAACCCCCAACCGCCUUCUUCUACUUCUUGGAAGAUUUCCGUAAGGUCUACCAAGAGGAGCACCCAGAAGUCAAAUCAAUGCGCGAUAUCGGCAAGGCAUGUGGAGAGAAGUGGAAAACAAUGAUUUUUGAGGAAAAGGUUCAGUAUUAUGAUAUAGCCACUGAAAAGCGAGCAGAAUUUGACAAGGCCAUGACGGAAUAUAUCAAGAGAAAGGAAAGUGGAGAGGACGAGGAGUUGGAGGAAUCUGACUACUAUGAGUAAUUGGAGUUGAAGAAGGAUGGUCCAUUCAAAAUGUAGAUGUAGAAUGUUGGAGGGAAGAUGUAAAAUAGCAUUUGUAACUUUUUGUUCAUUAAUGUGAACUUGGUAGGUUUGUUUGUCUCAAUUGAAGCCCUUAAGCUACUCGAAAAGUAUUUCAAAUGUAACCAUCUCUGUCUCUAUUUAACAUAUUGCUUGAAUUAACAAUCCAUUAUUUGGUGCA